CAAGCUGACAAGUACAAUUCGCCUAAUGCCAAAAUUGACAGUGCAAGAAAUAAUAAACAAAAUUAAAGGAUGGGCCGUGUUUUACCAAUUGCAGCGGCUUGUUUCUUGAAUGCAACUGGAACAUACCUAUUUAGAAACCCCGCGGAUUCAGGUUGCCUUCCUUAUGGAGCAUAUUUGCUGUUUCUCAAGGCCGUUUUUUGUUUACUUUGGAACAUACCUUCAAACCCCCAUCCCUCGUGUUUUCGCAGUCUUAAAAAACCAGUUAGGGAAGUUAUGGAGUUUUUCGUUGCCGCUCUUAUGGUUGAACUGCUUAUGUUAGAUUUUUGGUGUCCUCUCCAAUGUAAAUUUACGACAUUUAUAAGUACCAUUCCGGACCAUGUGCACGACGCUUCAACUUUAAUUGGUAUAGAUGGCACUGUCGUGGCGGAUCACUUGGAUAUACUACAAUCAGACGUGGUUGUAGGUGCGAGCAGUUAUGGGCUGAGUUUAUUUUUCUUACUAUGCGCAAUGCAUUCGUGCAGAGUGGUCGACUUAAGAUUGCUUAAACGCGGUGUACGUGUCUUUGGGAAGGACAUUGAAAAAAGGAUAAAGAAAUAUGCCAAGCGACUCGUAUCCUCCGUACACAAACAUGGCCUCAGACAUUCCUUGCAAAGUAGAAAACACUCAAGUGACACCCACCUCUACUUGUCCACCGACUCAGAAAGCAAUUAAUGCAUUUGUCCAUCUUAGAUAGUAACGUAUUCUCGCCAUCGAAAGAAACCAUUAGAAUUACCCAUAUAAAAUAAAAUUCGCAUGAUUCUCUGUUA
Molecule: messenger RNA, 806 nt
Organism: Photinus pyralis (common eastern firefly)
Lineage: Eukaryota; Metazoa; Arthropoda; Insecta; Coleoptera; Lampyridae
Exons: 3
Coding region: 70-711 (213 amino acids)
Source: RefSeq, a predicted model, not a curated record